GGCAAAGUACAUCUGUUGGACUACGAGAGCAAGGGGUGUGCAGUCACUACUCUUGAAGGACAUAAAGCAGCUGUUAUUGGGGCACUUUUUCAUCCAAACUUGCCAUACCUAUUCACUGCAUCAGCAGAUGGGGCCAUCAAUAUUUGGGAUGCUUCAAAGUACCACCUAUAGCACCUUGUAGGUGCACAACCCUGAAAGGUCUCACAAGCCUGGCUGUCUGUAUGAAUUACAAUCAGCUUUUCAUCGGAGGUGAAGGGAAGUUGCUCGUUGUAGAGGUGAUUCCUUUUGUCCAAGGUUUUGAGGAAGCAGUGAAUAUGGAGUUGGAGAAGGCUAAACAAGAAUCAGAGAGAAACCUUGCAAAAAACAGGAUAGAACACAAUGAAAAAGUUCAAGAAGAGAAAAUGCAUGCAAUGAGAGUCCAAGCGAAGAGGAUGAAGAAACUCAAACGAAAAGUAGGUAUGCAAGUGCUAAAGAUCAGGGAACAGCAAGCUGAGAUAAAACAUCUGACCGCCGAGAAGUUAGCAGUAGAAAAGGAAUCGGAAGCGCAUGCGACAACAGUCAAGAACUUAGAAACUGAGAUGAUCAUCUGGGACAUGAGACAGUAUGCAUUUAGAAAGAAACACGAGCAACAAGAACGAAUGCAAGCGGAAAAGAUAAAACAACGAGAAAUUGAAAUAAGUGGUCUGGCUGUUGAUUUGUUUGCAUUGGAGGAAAGGCUUCAGGAAGCAAAUGAGAGGGUUAGGGAACUGGAAUCGCACUUAGAAACUGAGCUAAGCAAUCGGGAUAAGAUACUGCAUGAGUUCAGAUCGAAACAUGAAAAACAAGAACGAAUACAAGCGGAAAAGAUAAAAGAACGAGAGAUUGAGAUAAGUGAACUAGCUGUUGAUUUGUUUGCAUCCGACGAAAGGCUUCAAGAAGCAAACGAGAGGGUUAGGGAACUGGAAUCUCAUGUAGAAACUGAGCUAAGCAAUUGGAAUAAGAUACUGGAUGAGUUCAGAUCGAAACAUGAAGAACAAGAACGAAUACAAGCAGAGAAGAUAAAGAAACAAGAAAUUGAGAUAAGUGGUCUAGCUGCUGAUUUGUUUGCAUCGGACGAAAGGCUUCAAGAAGCAAAUGAGAGGGUUAAGGAACUGGAAUCUCAUGUUGAAACUGAGCUAAGCAGUCGGGAUAAGAUACUGUAUGAGUUCAGAUCGAAACACGAAGAACAAGAACGAAUACAAGCGAAGAAGAUAAACGAACGAGACAUUAUGAUAAGUGAUCUGUCCCUCGAUCUGUUAGCCUAUGAAGACAGGCUUCAUAAAGCGAAUGAGAUGGUUAGGGAAUUGGAAUCUAUCUUGGAGAAUAAGGUCAACGAGCAGGAAGCAUCAAGGAGAUCUGGUGGGGCAUCGACAGGCACUUGGAGAGCGGACAUUCAUCGCCGAUUCCAUUAAUAUUCAUUCAGAAAACUCAGUCUGCAACAAAGAACUUUGAUGACAAAUCGUCUCUCAAGGAACGACAGAACAAAGAUGUUUACGCCGA
Molecule: messenger RNA, 1518 nt
Organism: Chara braunii
Lineage: Eukaryota; Viridiplantae; Streptophyta; Charophyceae; Charales; Characeae
Source: the annotation of a GenBank genome assembly